Cylicocyclus nassatus is the source of this 1017-nucleotide messenger RNA. Lineage: Eukaryota; Metazoa; Nematoda; Chromadorea; Rhabditida; Strongylidae. The record is from the annotation of a GenBank genome assembly.
AUGGUGCCACGGUUCAUUUCAAAUAAGAAGCUGGGAACAGUAUGCAACCUUCCCGAAGAACAUCCGAAAAUCAAGAAGAUCUACCGCAUCAUCCUGGGAACUGCGAUAAAAGAAAAACAACAUACAUUGUUCUCCUGCAUUUUGAAAUGUAACACUAAAGAACAAGCCUGUCAACGGCUUCUAGCUACUCCGACUUGGAAGAGGAUUGAGAAAGGAUCGAGAUUGAUUUGUGAUUCUGUUCGAUCUAGCGCCAAGUCUUCCCUUUGCGCAAAGUACGACAAACUCCUGAGCGCUACUCGCAAAAAUCAAAGGACUGGUGAGAGCAACGUACCCGAACAAAACCGCAAUGUAAGUGACAUAGCUCAAAACGAAUGUCUGGAUUGCACGGCAAGAGUCACAGUAAUCGGCAACACUCAGAUUUCCGACAAUGCGCGUAAAUUUUUAAGCUUGGGUCCUUCAUUUUCCAUUACUCAGAACGUCAAUGAAAGCGUAUUUCGUAAAGUCAUCACUGGUCUUUACAGAGUACGAGAUCAAUUGAGAAUAAGGGCCAAAAAUAGCGAAAAACGAAAUUCAAACGCACAAGAAGUACGAGCUGAGCAUCCACUUCCUUGUGUUCCCUUUCCAAGCACUUUUUAUAGAGAGCCUCAACCAGUACCUGAGGCAGACGUCAAGUUCAGAAUUUUAUCCUCAAACGUUUUGACUGCUUACACACAGCCAAAACCUUGCUGCCGUACUAACUUGACUUAUUCGGAAAUGCUUGGAUAUAAGGAAGUUCGUGAUUUGAUAAGAUCUGAAAAAGUGCGCAUCUCUGUCAGUGACAAAGGUGGAGAGUUCGUGAUCAUGCCACAGGAAUUGGAUCGAGAAAUCACCGAACUCCAUCUCAAUGACAAGAGUGUGUACAAGCGCGUUUCCGAAAAGGAAUAUCAUUCGCAGUACAAGCGUUUAAAUCACGUUUGGAUGAGCAUAGGAAAAUCAGCUGGCCUCAGCGAGAGCUUUCUUGCCAGACUUAAAAAGUGA